AAAGAACAUCAACUUUUUCCUUUGUCCAAUCUAUAAAAUGGUAAAGAAAAAGCUCCGACUCUCUUGAAACAAUUCCAGAAUGGCUUGUUUUCUCACUUUCAUCACCACCCUUUACUCCUUCUUGAUCAUCUUCUCAACCUCCCUGAACACCAUCAGUGGAGCUUUCAUUGAGGAAUCCUCUGAAGCCAUAGCAAUAAAGCGCGAAGAAAAGAUGAGCCAGAGCCAUCUCCACUUCUUCUUCCAUGACAUCCUCAGUGGCAAACACCCAAGUGCUGUGAGAAUUGCAGGGCCACCAGAAAGCACCUUCGACAAUUUCGGGAACACAAUGAUGAUUGAUGAUGCACUCACCGAAGGGCCCGAGCCCACAUCAAAGCUCGUUGGAAGAGCUCAAGGCUUCUACUCCAUGGCUGCUCAGAACGACGUAGCUUUGCUUAUGGUUAUGAAUUUUGCUUUCGUGGAAGAUAAGUACAAUGGGAGUAGCAUCAGCAUGCUUGGAAGAAAUUCGGUGUUGGAUGACGUGAGAGAAAUGCCGAUUGUUGGAGGUAGCGGGCUUUUCAGAAAUGCUCGCGGCUACGCAAUGGCGCAUACAAAUUUGGUGGAUCCAAACACAGGGGAUGCCAUUGUUGAGUACGAUGUUUAUGUCUCCAAUUUCGAGCUUGGUGCUGGUUUAGCAAUAUAGGAAUAUUAUUUGUCAUGGCAACAUUUCUUUAA
Corylus avellana is the source of this 711-nucleotide messenger RNA. The record is from RefSeq and is a predicted model, not a curated record. Lineage: Eukaryota; Viridiplantae; Streptophyta; Magnoliopsida; Fagales; Betulaceae.